Neohortaea acidophila is the source of this 2328-nucleotide messenger RNA. Its product is annotated as phosphatidylinositol 3 and 4-kinase-domain-containing protein. Gene Ontology annotation, molecular function: 1-phosphatidylinositol 4-kinase activity. Gene Ontology annotation, cellular component: plasma membrane; endosome; fungal-type vacuole membrane. The coding region runs from base 1 to 2328 and encodes 775 amino acids. Gene Ontology annotation, biological process: Golgi organization; phosphatidylinositol phosphate biosynthetic process; endosome organization. Lineage: Eukaryota; Fungi; Ascomycota; Dothideomycetes; Mycosphaerellales; Teratosphaeriaceae. The record is from RefSeq and is a predicted model, not a curated record. The transcript has a single exon.
AUGCCUUCUCAACGUCCACGCCGCCCGCAGUCCGGCUAUGCCAUCCUGGCGCAAGCAGAAGAGGAGGAAGAAGAGGAGGAGCAUCCGUACUCAGACAACGAUGAUCCCUUCAAAGAUCCGCCGUCCCUCUCCACCCGUCAACCCGAGUAUGAACCGAUCCAGCCAAAACGGAGAGACCACAUGCGAUUGCCUCCGCUUGAUUCACCUCGACAUCCUCGCCGCAGAAGAGCCAACAGCACGGUGGACAUCAAGGCCAUCAACGCGCGAUUGGAACGCUGGGCGGAGGAGAUCAAGGAGCGCUUCACCAGGCGGCGCAUCAAGGGGAAGAGCGCCGAGGAAGAAACGCUAGAGAUCCACCAUUCCGUCUUUCAAGCCCCCGACGGCAUUCGACCAGCCACCAAACAGAGUCUCGAGAGCGAUGAUGAGGAUGCGGGGACAAUGUCGAAAUUGGAGUUUGACGAUCUUGUUGAAAGCGUGCGAACUGCGAUAGAGCUAGGCCUGCACCCCCUCUUGAUCUCUCAAGGAAGCAGUGGGUCAUACUUUGCGAAGAACAGCGGCGGGACCACAGUGGGAGUGUUCAAGCCCAAGGACGAGGAGCCGUAUGCCAACAACAACCCCAAGCUCAUCAAAUGGCUUCACAGGACCAUUCUGCCGUUUGCCUUUGGCCGAGCAUGUCUGAUUCCGAAUUUGUCGUAUGUGUCGGAAGCAGCAGCAUACGUCCUCGACACGCAGUUGCGAACUGGUCUGGUACCUUACACUGCAGUGGUCAGCCUCAGCAGCAAGAGCUUCCACUACGACUACUUUCACCGAAAGGCGUACUACCGGCGGAAGAAACCUUUGCCGGAAAAGCUGGGCUCCUUUCAGGUUUUCCUGAAGGGCUACAAAGGCGCCACCGAAUUCCUUCGAGAGCAUCCCUGGCCGGAUGCGAGCGCUGCCUCCACCGUACCUACCAGUCAUCAACGAAGAACACGCCGGAAACGAUGGGAUGAGACGUGUAGGCCGAGCAGCCGGCAUGCCACCGAGGAAGUGGAGACGGAUGAAGAGGCCGAGCUGGACGAGACGCCAGGCAGGAAUACACCAACACAAUUUUGGUCGCCGCAGUUACAGCAGAACUUCCGUGAGCAACUGGAGAAGCUGGUCAUUCUGGACUACAUCAUGCGCAACACGGAUCGAGGCUUGGACAAUUGGAUGAUUCGAAUCGAUCAGGAGACUGGCGAGGCGAGUAUUCUCAGAGACGUGAAAGCAGCGAAACAGACGCUGUCCGGUGAGGAAGAAUACAGCAGCAGAAAGGAGAACAUGACUGCGCGCCCACCCACUCAAACAUCAACCCAAUCAGCACGCAUCGGUGCCAUAGACAACAGUCUCUCCUGGCCAUGGAAGCAUCCCGACGCCUGGCGCAGCUUUCCCUUUGGCUGGCUCUUCCUCCCCGUCUCGCUCAUUGGCCGCCCUUUCUCCGAGAAUGCAAGAAAACACUUCCUCCCGCUCCUCACCUCCAAAGACUGGUGGUCGGAGACGCAAAUCCGCCUGCGAAAGACCUUCGAAAUCGACGCCGACUUCCAGGAGCGUAUGUUUGCUCGGCAGAUCGCCGUCAUGAAAGGCCAGGCGUGGAACGUAGUCGAGACGCUGAAGACGCCGGAUCACGGCCCAUUGGAACUGACGCGGCGAGCGAGAGCUUGUGUUUGGGACGAUCUGGUGGAUAUUCCCGUCGCCACGCCACUCGAACGGCCGAGUGAAGAGAUGCGGCGACAGGCGGUCGAGGCGCAACACCAGACCUCGCAGCGGCCAACAAAUCUUCGCGAAGAAGAAGACGAAGAAAUGGAUAUCGCAACAGCGCUGAACGGGCACACAACGACGAAGCGGCCAGAUGCACUCCUCGGCUUCUCCAGUCCGUCAUCAACACGAGAAGAAAGCGAGAAUCCAUUCAACCAAUCCCGCCAAAACAGCAGCCAAGACAUCCACACCGCCAACCCCAACACCUCCAGCCCCUCCUCCCCAACCCUCCUAAAAGAAGUCUCCGCCUCCGCACCCCGCCCCUCCGCCUGGCGCAACCGAGCAGCAGGCAGAAUGAGCUACGAAGCGCCGCGCUCCUUGCGCUUCCCUGGCGGCGGUGGUGGGUCCUCGCCUACCGAACGUCGCAGGCGGUUUAGCUUCGCGGUCACGCGCGGUCUGGGGCUCAAACCUUCUCGCUGGGGAGAGGAGGAUGGCGAGGGUGAUGAGGGGGAUCUGGGCUACUCUGCUGCGAACGAUGGGCGGAAUGCGACGCGCAAGGUGAUUGUGGAGCGGUUGGAGUUGGUCAAGAGCCGGACGCCGGUUUUCGAGUGGUGUUGA